AUGACCGGAGUGGAGAAGAUAGAGAGCGAUACGAGCUCCAACAAUUCCAAUCAUGUCUCUGACACCAAAGCUUUUCCUUUGGCUACGGUCGACGAGCCAGUGAUUUUCGAGGUGGCAGGCAAGACUCAAGAGUCUGCAUUCGACACUGAAUCGUUCGAAAGCUACUACAAGCCCAUUGAGAGUUAUGAGGGAUACCACAGAUGGGAUCCUAGUUUCCAGUGGGAAGCCAAGGAGGAGAAGAAGCUUGUCAGGAAGACCAUCUUCUACCUUUGCUUCCUGUUUGCAGAGUUGCCUAGUCAGAUGCUAGGCAAGAAGAUUGGUCCGGACAACUGGGUGCCUAUCCAAAUGGUCUUGUGGUCUUUGAUUGCUGCCUGUCAAGCAUUCAUCCAUAAUCGUUCCGGCUUCUGGGCCUGUCGUGCACUCUUGGGACUCAUCGAAGGCGGUUUCUUCACAAGUAUCGUGUCGGCGUUCCUUGCCUUCGGUUUCUUGCACAUGCGCGGUAUCAACGGCAUCGCUGGCUGGCGCUGGCUCUUUGCUCUCGAAGGCUGUCUGACCGGCAUCAUCGGCAUAAUAUCCUGGUUCUACAUUCCACCCUCACCCACCCAAACCGCAUCCAAGUUCCGCGGCAAGGAUGGCUGGUUCAAUGAAAGAGAAGAGAAAAUCAUGGUCAACAGAGUCUUGAGAGACGAUCCUAGCAAAGGAGACAUGCACAACAGACAAGCCCUCUCCCUCGGCAUGUUCUGGAAGUGCCUCAAGGACUACCAUAUGUGGCCUAUCUACCUGCUCGGACUGACUUGGAUGGUACCGGCGUCGCCUAUGACUGCCUACCUCACACUAAAUCUUAAGAGUGCUGGCUUCUCAACCUUCCAGACCAACCUUCUCUGUAUCCCGGCCUAUUGUUUCUUCAUCAUCAACUUGCUCUGGCUUUCGUAUCUUUCCGAAAAAGUGAACGAAAGGUUCCUCAUAGGCACAAUUUCGCAGUUCUUUGUACUGCCCUGUUUAAUCGCGCUAGAGGUCUUGCCCAAAAGCAGAAGCCACUGGGCUACUUGGAUCCUCAGUUGUCUGGUUUAUGCUCAACCGUACAUCCAUCCGGUCAUUGUCGCAGUCACAUCUAGAAAUGGUGGUAGUGUACGCACUCGAGCUGUGGCUACGGCAUUGUACAACAUGUUUGUUCAAGCAUCGAACAUUUACUCGUCUAACAUCUAUCGCACCCAGGACAAACGUCGCGAUAAGAAAUGGAAUGCUAUGACCAAGGAACANAAGGAACACUAUCUUUCUACUACGACUGAUGAAGGCAACAAGCGUCUGGACUUCAGAUUCGCGCAUUAG
Messenger RNA from Aureobasidium musti, 1329 nucleotides. Lineage: Eukaryota; Fungi; Ascomycota; Dothideomycetes; Dothideales; Saccotheciaceae. The record is from the annotation of a GenBank genome assembly.